Messenger RNA from Symbiodinium sp. CCMP2456, 648 nucleotides. Lineage: Eukaryota; Dinophyceae; Suessiales; Symbiodiniaceae. The record is from the annotation of a GenBank genome assembly.
AUGACAAAAUGCGGUGUCAAGGUCGUGAGGGUCGUGCUUGAAGAAGUCGAGCUUCGAGAGGUGGUGCUCGUGGAUGAUGUCGACGUAGAAGUUGUGCUUGUGGAGGAGGUGCUGCUGGAGCUGGUGGAUGUAGUCGUGGAUGAAGUGGACGUGGAGCUGCUGGACGACGAUGAGGUGGAAGUGGUAGUCGUAGUUGAUGAGGAGGUGGAUGUGCUAGUUGUGCUGGAGGCUGUAGAGCUUGUACUUGUAAAUGAACUUGAUGACGAGCUGCUGGAUGAUGAUGUGGUGGAGCUGCUCGUUGUACUCGUGGAAGAAGUAGAUGUGCUCGAUGUGCUGGUGGAUGAGGUGGAUGUAGAAGUUGUGCUCGAAGAGGUGGUGCUGCUGGAGCUGCUCGUUGUACUUGUGGAAGAACUGGAUGUACUCGUUGUACUGCUGGAUGUGGUGCUGCUGGAUGAAGUUGAUGUGGAAGUGGCGCUAGUUGAAGAUGUGCUGGUUGAGCUACUGCUCGUGCUCGUGGAAGAUGUGGAUGUCGCUGUUGUGCUGCUGGAAGACGUGCUUGUAGAUGUGGUGCUGGUGGAUGAGGUGGAUGUAGAAGUUGAACUUGUAGAGGUGGUGCUGCUGGAGCUGCUCGUUGUACUUGUGGAAGAA